AUGUCGGUCCGAUCCCAACUAGAAUCCAAACUUCCUGCAAAGCACGGCGCCUGUGGCUUUCAUGGAACUUGGUAUAUGUACCAGGUUGUUACCAUGGUGACGACACCAAGUGCAUACCUGCAUGCGGUCAUCAAAUGCCUGCUGUGUUCAAGAAGAGUGGCAUGUGCGCCGGGUUCUAACAUCUCCAAGAAGCCCAAGACACCUUCACUAACUGUGUUCCUUAUUGGCCAGGCUUCCAGAGAUGCUGAAAAGGCUAAGGAUGUGCUAUGUCGUUUGGAGCACACAACACUACGCAAGGUGACAGCCAACACGGCCAUCUAUUACGAUCCGGACCCACAGAACACUGUGAUCACUGAAGACCAGGAGUGGGUGAACGUGUAUUACGAGAUGCCGGACUUUGAUGUGAGCAAGAUCUCUGCCUGGUUGCUGCGUAUUGAACUGGACAGGAAGAGAAUGACGGAUAAGAAACUCACCAUGAAGUCCAUAUCGGAGAAAAUCACUGCUGGUUUUGGUGAUGACUUGAACUGUAUCUUCAACGACGACAAUGCUGAGAAGUUGCUGCGGCUGAGAAUCAUGAACUCUGAUGACAGCAAGAUGCAUGAUGAGGAGGAAGCAGCAGACAAGAUGGAAGAUGAUGUGUUCCUGCGAUGUAUUGAGGCCAACCUGCUCUCAGAUAUGUCCUUGCAGGGCAAUGAAGCAAUCGCUAAGGUGUACAUGCACUUGCCCAACACUGAUGAUAAGAAGCGCAUCUUCAUCACCGACGAGGGCGAGUUUAAGGCCAUUGCCGAGUGGAUUCUGGAAACUGACGGCACUUCACUCAUGAGAGUGCUCAGUGAACGAGAUGUGGACCCCAUCAGGACAACUACCAAUGAUAUUGUGGAAGUGUUUGCUACCCUUGGAAUUGAGGCUGUCCGUAAGUCCAUUGAGAAGGAGAUGAAUCAUGUAAUCUCGUUCGAUGGUUCUUACGUAAACUACCGUCACUUGGCCCUGCUGUGUGACGUGAUGACUGCUAAGGGCCAUCUCAUGGCCAUCACGCGUCACGGCAUCAACAGACAGGAAACUGGGGCACUGGCUAGGUGCUCGUUUGAGGAAACAGUCGAUAUCCUGAUGGAGGCGGCUGCCCACGCAGAAUGUGAUCCCAUGAAGAGCGUGUCAGAGGCCAUCAUGUUGGGUCAACUAGCCCGUAUCGGGACUGGGUGCUUUGACCUGCUCCUGGACGCAGAAAAGUGUAAAUACGGCAUAGAGAUACCCACCAACAUCGGGGCCGGCAUGAUGGGAGGGGUUGGCACAGGCAUGUUCUUUGGUGGAGGGGCAAGCCCAGCUGCUGGAAUGUCUCCUCAGAUGACCCCAUGGCAACAGAGUGCCACACCUGGUUAUGCUGGUGCCUGGUCACCGGGUGUUGGCAGCGGCAUGACCCCUGGGGCAGCUGGUUUCUCACCAUCUCAGUCCGAGAGUGGCUACAGUCCUGGGUACAGCCCUGCAUGGUCCCCCCAGCCUGGCUCCCCAAGCUCCCCUUCGAGCCCCUACAUUCCGAGCCCACGUGGAGCUAUGUCACCAAGUUACAGUCCAACAUCGCCGUCAUAUAUACCGAGCUCGCCAGCCAUGUCUGGUGGAACACCACAGAGUCCUGGAUAUUCACCAACAUCGCCAAGCUACAGUCCAACAAGUCCAGGAUAUUCACCAUCAUCGCCGAAUUACAGUCCGACGUCACCUUCAUAUUCGCCAACAAGUCCUUCCUACAGCCCGACAAGUCCAUCGUACAGUCCUACCAGUCCGUCAUAUUCUCCGACAAGCCCCAGCUAUAGCCCGACUAGUCCCAGUUAUAGCCCAACCUCACCAAGCUAUAGUCCAACUAGUCCUAGCUAUUCUCCGACGAGUCCGAGCUAUUCACCAACAAGCCCGAGUUACUCGCCCACUAGCCCGAGUUACAGCCCCACUUCCCCCUCGUAUUCCCCAACUUCCCCCAGCUACAGCCCUACAAGCCCGUCAUACUCCCCAACAAGCCCAAGCUACUCCCCAACGAGUCCAAGCUACUCUCCAACUUCACCGAGCUAUUCUCCAAGUAGCCCCAACUAUAGCCCCUCUUCACCAAGUUACAGCCCUUCAAGCCCCAGUUACUCCCCUACGAGCCCCUCCUACUCGCCGUCAAGCCCCAAUUACAGCCCCUCGUCCCCAUCUUAUUCCCCCUCCUCCCCGAAAUUCAGCCCCCAGUCCCCCAGCUAUUCACCCACCUCCCCCUCCUACUCCCCCUCCAGUCCAAAAUAUUCCCCUGCAUCUCCCAGUUACUACCCGACAAACUUCAGCUACUCCCCCAGUUCCCCUCAAUAUUCCCCCUCCUCUCCGGCAUACUCCCCAUCAUCCCCUGCAUAUAGUCCAGGAGCUGCGAGUGACAGAGGGUCUCACAAGUAUUCCCCAAGCUCCCCGCAGUAUAGCCCAACAUCCCCAACAUAUUUCCCCUCGAGUCCUCAAUAUUCCCCCGCAAGUCCGAGUUACUCGCCCUCAAGCCCCCAAUAUUCCCCCGCUAGCCCCUCCUACAGCCCUUCAAGUCCCCAAUACAGCCCUUCAUCACCCGCCUACACACCUACCACCCCGAAAUAUUCACCCACCAGCCCGACAUACAGCCCAGCUGAAGAGGACAGUGAUAUGGACUAG
This is a messenger RNA of Mya arenaria, 2652 nucleotides long. RefSeq names its product DNA-directed RNA polymerase II subunit RPB1-like. Gene Ontology annotation, molecular function: DNA binding. Gene Ontology annotation, cellular component: RNA polymerase II, core complex. The record is from RefSeq and is a predicted model, not a curated record. Bases 1 to 2652 code for a protein of 883 amino acids. NCBI's taxonomy places the organism in Eukaryota, Metazoa, Mollusca, Bivalvia, Myida, Myidae. The transcript is spliced from 9 exons. Gene Ontology annotation, biological process: transcription by RNA polymerase II.